Molecule: messenger RNA, 4493 nt
Organism: Calidris pugnax (ruff)
Lineage: Eukaryota; Metazoa; Chordata; Aves; Charadriiformes; Scolopacidae
Product: cytochrome P450 2U1
Exons: 5
Coding region: 134-1717 (527 amino acids)
Biological process (GO): xenobiotic metabolic process
Cellular component (GO): intracellular membrane-bounded organelle; cytoplasm
Molecular function (GO): heme binding; oxidoreductase activity, acting on paired donors, with incorporation or reduction of molecular oxygen, reduced flavin or flavoprotein as one donor, and incorporation of one atom of oxygen; iron ion binding
Source: RefSeq, a predicted model, not a curated record
GCUCUGACAGGCCUCGCCUCACGCCCGCCCCCGCCAUCUUAAGCCGCCAGGCGCUGGCGGGGGGCGAGGAAAGGGGGGGCGGGAGGAAGGAAGGAAGGAAGGAUCGUGGCGGGUCCCCGCGCCGCCUGAGGGGAUGGCGGCGGCCGGCACGGCCGCUUGGACGUGGCUGCUGCGGGCCCCCACCGCCACCGAGCUGCUGCUGGCGGCCCUGUGCUGGCUGGGCUGCUACUGGCUGCUGAGGCGGCGGCCGCGGGCGCUGUCGGGGCUGCCGCCGGGCCCGGAGCCCUGGCCGCUGGUGGGCAACUUCGCCUUCGCCCUGCUGCCGCCGCCGCUGCUGAGGCGAUGGGCGGUGGUGGUGAAGGGGGCCGGCCGGGGCUCCCCCGCCUUUUCCCCUCACGUCUUCCUCACCGGCCUCACCAAGAUGUACGGCAGCGUCUUCCGGCUCUUCGUGGGCAGCCGCCCCUUCAUCGUCCUCAACACCUUCGGGGCGGUGCGGGAGGCGCUGGUGCAGAAAGCGGAGGUGUUCAGCGACCGCCCCUCCGUCCCCAUCGUCCUCAUGAUCACCCGCAAGAAGGGUGUUAUUUUUGCACCUUAUGGCCCUGUCUGGAAGCAACAGAGAAAAUUCUCUCUCGCGACGCUGCGUCAUUUUGGAGUAGGAAGACACAGCCUAGAGCCUAAAAUCAUCGAGGAACUGAAGUUUAUAAAGGAGGAAAUGCUGAAGCAUGGGAAGGAGCCAUUUAACCCCUUCCCCAUCAUUCGCAACGCGGUGUCCAAUGUUAUCUGUUCCAUGGCCUUUGGCAGGCGUUUCAACUACGAAGAUGAUGAGUUCAAGACGAUGCUGAAGAACAUGGCCCGCGCACUAGAGCUAAGUGUGAACAGCUAUAUGAUCCUGGUCAAUAUCUGCCCUUGGCUUUACUACCUCCCCUUCGGGCCUUUCCGGGAACUUAGGAAAACAGAAUUAGAUAUUACUGCUUUUCUAAAGAAAAUAAUUGCACAGCACAGGGACACACUGGAUGCAGCAAAUCCCAGGGACUUCAUUGAUAUGUACUUCAUCCAUGCGGAAGAAGAAAAGAACAACAAGGAGAGCAGUUUUAAUGAAGACUACCUGUUUUUUAUCAUUGGUGACCUCUUCAUUGCAGGCACAGACACUACUUCCAACACAUUACUGUGGUGCCUGCUCUACAUGUCUCUCUACCCAGAAGUACAAGAGAAGGUUCAUGCAGAAAUUGAAGCAGUUCUAGGACGUGACAAAGUUCCUUCUCUUACCCACAAGGCUCAAAUGCCCUUCACAGAGGCAACCAUUAUGGAAGUGCAGAGGAUGACUGCGGUUGUUCCCCUUUCUAUUCCUCGAAUGGCCUCAGAAACUGCUGUGCUGCAGGGAUAUACUAUUCCGAAGGGCAGCGUGAUCGUGCCUAAUUUGUGGUCAGUACACAGAGAUCCUAACAUUUGGGAGAAACCAGAUGAAUUUCAACCGUCAAGAUUUCUGGAUGAAAAUGGCCAACUAAUUAAGAAAGAGGCAUUCAUUCCUUUUGGAAUGGGUAAACGUGUGUGCAUGGGAGAGCAGUUGGCAAAAAUGGAGCUGUUCUUAAUUUUUGCAAGUCUAAUGCAAAGUUUUACCUUUUUGUAUCCUGAAAAUGCUGCAAAGCCAUCUAUGGAUGGAAGGUUUGGUCUAACUUUAGCUCCUUGUCCAUUCAAUAUAAUAGCUUUGAAGAAAUGAUAUAACAUCAAAAAAGAUUAAACAAAGAAAUGCUGCACUUCUAAAAUCCAGCUUAUUUUGUUUCCAGCUUAUUUUGUUACUUUCUUUCCAGAAAAACACCAACCACAUAGGCUUUUGUAGUCAGUGAGAAUGAUCCAUUUACACUUCUGGAAAGAGAAGAUUUUUCUUUUUUUUUGGUCAGCUGUUGCAUUCCAUAAAUGAACUGACAGCAUAGUUUGCAAUUUGAUAUUAAAACUUGCUGGGCUUAUCCCCUCUGUCUAUAAGCUAUUACUGUCAGUUUGUCAAAUAUUGAUUAUGGGAGAAUGGUCCAAAACAUCUGUUAAUGCUUUAGCAAAUAGUCAUUAUUAUUUUGGUAAAAGCAGUAUGUAAACGUUGAAUUUACCAAAUGAAUGAAGAACAUCAUCUAAUACCAAAAGGAUUAAUGAAUGAGAGGCUCUUAGCAUUUUUUGUGUAAAGAAACAUUAGAUCUGAACUUAAAUAAUGACAAAUACAUUUGGAAAUGACUAAAUGAUGCUUCUUUUAACCUUGGAAGAUUCUUUCUUGCAAGUAACUCAUAGGUUGGAUGGAAUCAGUCUGCAUUCUUGGAUCCAAACAUUCUUGACUAUCAGGGCUCACUACAAACAAGCAGGUACCAACUCUAAAACCCCAGGCUUGGAGGCCAAGUGAAUCCUUGAAUAUACCCAUGUUCCUAACAUGAAAGGAGUGCGCGGCGUCUGGACGCGGAUGUUUCAUCUCAGAAUCUAAAUGAGAGCAGAUUUCUCUAACAAGAAACAGAAGUCUGUUCUCUGUGGUGCCAAGCAGAUAUUCAAGAUGACGUCUGCGCUGCCACUUCGCAUUCGCUGUUUUCCCCACGUCAGCAGUGACAUCUUGUUCUCUGGUUGCAGCCUGGAUGAGACCAACAGCCCACUCAUCAAGGAGAAUGCUACGUGCAUCAUCCUGAAGUUGGGGCUUGCACUCAGGUUUUUCAUUUUACAGGUGCUGUGGCCGAUACUGCCACAAUCUGUUUGGUUUUGGGAACUGGAGUCUCACUUCAAAUACGACGCUACAGAUACAGGUCUUACACACUUGGGCGUGGAACGUGAGGAAUCUGACAAGCUGGAGUUUUGAGUAUAAAGGCUUUUUCUUUGUUAUCUUCCAUAUGGAAUAAAAAGGUCCUGGAGUUCAGGAUUAGUGUAUCACUACCAUCUUCUUUUCACCUGCAAAAUUGAUUGCUGUUUACCACCGUCAAACCAAUUGCCAAGGAAACCUGUUCUUAGGUGUUUUGGAAGGGGGCACUCAGGCUUGCCUUUUAGUUGAAAGAUCUUCUCAAACAUUGAAACGAGGACAUGUAACAAUUAACUUCUAAAUAAUUCUUCUCAAUCAUCCUUAAAUAUCUUUAUAUACCCUUUGAUGUAGCAGAAUUUCAUAUCAAAUUCAAUAAUAUGUACUCCUUUAAGGAAAAUUCUUCCCCCCUCAUUGAAGCUCUAGAAAACACUAGCAGUCCUCCUAAUGCAGAGUUUACAAGACUAGAACGUGAAAUUGACUGUGAAGUGGAAUUGGAUAUUCCACAGCAGAAACUAAACUCAAAUUGUAAAAGAAGAGUCAACUCUUCAGCUUAAAUUAACCUCUGGUUUUGUGACUUUUAACUUGAAGUUUUAAAAGCCAGGUAGUGCCUAGCAAAGAUUGUAAGAUACUUAUUUUGGAUUUAAAUUAAGGUUUUCUGUUAGCUGCUGUGAAUAACAGAGAGGCUUAACUUCUGAAUGAUGUAUUUGGUUAGUAAGGUUUGGCUUUAUAGGUUAGCCCAUGCUCAUGUUAAAUUUUUUCUCAGUAUGAAAUUUUUGAAAACCCCAUAGCACAAUAAAAAGUAGAGUUUGGUACCAAUGUUAGAAAACUUGCACUAAAAUUUGACAGUAUUGGAGAAAUAAGCUUUUAUUUCUUUAAUCUUUAUUUAAUGAAUAAAUAGAUUAUGUAUAUUAGGGAAUUUUGUCUGAAAAUUCUUAAAAUUAUGUAUGCUUAAUUGUAAAGCUAAAAUUAAGUGCUGAUAAUAUUUAUCUUUCUGUUGAAAUGCCUCUUUAAGCACCAUAAUGAUGUUGGUGUGCAAUUGAUCACUUUUAUAAAAUACCUGUCCUUUUUAAUCAAUGAGGACACAUGUGACAAGCACUUUAGUUGGUUGGGUUUUUUUUACAGAUUCCAAAGAAGACACAAUUUGCAUAAUUCUGUAGUAUGUGGAAUUGUACAUAUUUGUGCUCAUUUUGCCUGCUGGGUUUAGUUUAAAAUGUCAUGUUUGAAAACUACCCUUCAAAAAUUAUCCUUCUACAAACAGUACUUUGAGAUGCGGGUUUUAAUGAUACCUAUAAUCAAAUGGUGCACAGUGUAACAAGCUGAAAAUACUGAUGCGAAGGUGCAACCAUGUCAAUGUCUGCCAGAAUGCAAGAUGCUGUUGGAAGUGAGAAUUAAGACCUGCCUUUCAUGCCUUCCAGAUGCACUGAAAUUUUCACAGGAUGCCAUGAAAGUAGCUAAACAAUAGCAUAAAGGCAACAAAAUGUUUGUGGUUUUAAAAAUGUGUUGCCAUCUUCUAUAAACUGUAAGUAAAGUGGUAGCAGAUUUGGUUUUUAUUUGUAAACGUGUCCUUCCCCUCCCUUUUUUUAGCAAAGGAAGCAUCUCAAAUGCCUUAUUGAAUAAUGUAUGUUUAUAUAAGUGGAUGGCUAUUUCUGAAUGCUGAAAAUUUCAUUUCUGAAAAUGACUUCAGACUUUGCUUUGGUGUAACUUUAUUUUUAAUAAAGUAAUUCCCAAAUAA